UGGUGUAUGGGUGUUUGGCAGUGGCUCAGGCGAGUAAGAAGAAUCCAUUUGGCGGUGUAAACAUAACCUGUGUAACCACUGCUGGCGAUACGAAAAACUCUAACUUAUAAUAAUUAAAACUACAUGUUUAUACUAUACACAUAAUAAAUAGCAAGAUGAUGUCAAUGUCUUCAAUCAUAAUAGAUAAAAUUCAUUCUACUGUGCGAAAAGAUGAUCCCGCUCGUGUCAUAAAUCUAUCAAAACAAGUACUGAAAGUGGAAAUGUCUCCUUUUGAAUGGUCUCACAGUUUAAUAUGCAUUGUUCAUAUUGAUGAAAUUGUGGUAGGAGUUAUUAAAUUCCAGGAAGAAGAUGAAGAAGAAUUGGAUGAAGUUGAAAUUUUGAAGUCUUUUAAAGUUGAUAGAAGGGUUCACUGUGUAUCGUGGAGCCCAGAGACUUCUCUCAGUGUUAUACCAAAAAGUGUGGUGUUUGCGUGUGGUACAGCUGACUAUGUAUAUAUUUACUCAUCAAAUAUGGCUGACAAAACUAAAAAUCAGAUACUGAAAGGCCACAACAGCUAUGUAAACUCAUUAGCGUAUGAGCCGUCGGGGGAACUGUUGGCUUCGGCAAGUGACGAUCUUACCUGCAGAUUGUGGGCUGUCAAAGAGGGUUACACCUGUCAGUCGAUGUUUGUACUGAAGUCUCCAGGAAUGUCCGUAUGCUGGCAUAGGGGAGACCCUGGCAAGCUUCUGGUUGCUGAGAAGAACGGCACAGUCCGCCUGUACAACGUGGAUCGGCAGCAGGCCAUCUUGUCAUUUGACUCUCAGCUGGUCCCCCUCAUUGCGGCAGACUGGUCUCCUGCUAACUGCUUCCGUGUGGCAGCUCUGGCCGGCGGGCAGCUUGUCGUGUGGGACACCACCCGUCCUUGUCGACCAGUGGAUAUACGAGUGGUUCACCCGAAUGGUGGCAACUCGCUGCGUUACUCGCACCAGAGUGAGCACCACAUUGCUACUGUAGGUCGGCCAGAUAACACUCUCAAAGUUACUCACGUCAACAUGAAACAUCCAGUCUGCAAUGCCACCAUGACUCUUGCUGGUGGCUUAAGCUGGACUUUCCGUUUGCCUUAUGUCUGUGUUGGACAGGACAGAUCUGUUUGUUUUUGGAGAGUUUCUACUAAAUAAUAUUUUUGUAAAUAAAAGUAAUUUAUAAUA
Homalodisca vitripennis (glassy-winged sharpshooter) is the source of this 1187-nucleotide messenger RNA. It is a transcript of the gene Nup37, whose product is annotated as nucleoporin Nup37. Gene Ontology annotation, cellular component: nuclear pore outer ring. The transcript is spliced from 6 exons. The record is from RefSeq and is a predicted model, not a curated record. Lineage: Eukaryota; Metazoa; Arthropoda; Insecta; Hemiptera; Cicadellidae. Gene Ontology annotation, molecular function: protein binding. Bases 156 to 1157 code for a protein of 333 amino acids.